Molecule: messenger RNA, 2173 nt
Organism: Sus scrofa (pig)
Lineage: Eukaryota; Metazoa; Chordata; Mammalia; Artiodactyla; Suidae
Gene: LGALS3BP
Product: galectin 3 binding protein
Cellular component (GO): membrane; extracellular matrix
Molecular function (GO): protein binding
Source: RefSeq, a predicted model, not a curated record
GUCAGGUGGUUUUCUAGAAAUUGAAACUAAACUGAGCUCUCUGAAGCCUUUCCUAGGACCAGCCCAACCAAGCUCAGUCCUGGGAGGGUUUUCCAGGUUGAUGGUCGGUCUGCAGAGGGAUCCUGCGAAGCCAUCAGUAGUUGCCCCGGGGAGGACCAGGUGCUGCCAGGCAAGGCCAUGGCCCCUCUAUGGCUCCUAUGGAUGUGGCUGCUGGUCACAGGGACCCAAGGCGUGAAAGACGGUGACAUGCGGCUGGCUGGUGGGGAAGCUGACAAUGAGGGCCGCGUAGAGAUCUUCUACAGCGGCCAGUGGGCGGUGUGUGACAGCUUGUGGGACCUGACAGAUGCCAGCGUCGUCUGCCGGGCUUUGGGCUUCAGGAACGUCACCAAGGCUCUGGGCGGAGCCGCCUUCGGGCCAGGAAGCGGGCCCAUCAUGCUGGAUGAGGUGGAGUGCGAGGGGACCGAGCUCUCGCUGGCCGACUGCAGGUCCCUGGGCUGGAUGCAGAGUGACUGUGGACACAACGAGGACGCCAGCGUGAUCUGCACCAAAGAAACCAGAGGCGUCCACACCCUUGACCUGUCGGGCGAGAUCCCCGAGGCCCUAGAGCGGAUCUUUGAGAGCCAAACGGGCUGCGACCUGUUCAUCCAGGUGAAGGCCAAGGAAGACGAGCUGGGCCUCUGCGCCCACAAGCUGAUCCUGUCCGCCAACCCCGAGGCCCACGGCCUGUGGAAGGAGCCGAGCAGCAGGGUCACCAUGGAGGUGGACGCCGAGUGCGUGCCUGUCGUCAGAGACUACAUCAGGUACCUCUACUCCCGGAGGGUAGAUGUCUCUCUGGCGUCGGUCCAGUGCUUCCACCAGCUCGCCUCUGCCUACGGGGCCCAGCAGCUGCAGAGCUUCUGCGCGCACCUCUUUGCCGUCCUCAUCCCGCAGGACCGCUCUUUCCGGGCGCCCCUGGACCUCUACGCGUACGCCCUGGCCUCCAGGGACCCCGUGCUGGAGGAGGUCUGCGUGCAGUUCCUGACCUGGAACUUCGAGGCCCUGACGCAGGCCGAGGCCUGGCCGAGCGUCCCCGCAGCCCUGCUCCACAGCUUGCUCGCCAGGAGCGAGCUGGUCGUGUCCAGCGAGCUGGCCCUGCUCGCGGCCCUGGACGUGUGGAGCCGGGAGAGGGGCGCCUCCCACGGGGAAGUGGAGGGCUUGGUGGAGAAGGUGCGCUUCCCCAUGAUGCCGCCCAGGGACCUGUUCCAGCUGCAGUUUAACCUGUCCCUGUACCGGAGCCACGAGGCGCUCUUCCAGAGGAAGACUCUGCAGGCCCUGGAGUUCCACACGGUGCCUUUCCAGCUGCUGGCCCAGUACAGGGGCCUGAACCUCAGCGGGGACGCCUACCGGCCCCGGCUGUACACCUCGCCCCGCUGGAGCGCCAACCAGACGGCCUCCGCGUACAGCCCCUACGAGUCCUUCCAGACCCCCAAGCACCCCAGCUUCCUCUUCCAGGACAGCUCCGUCUCCUGGUCCUUCGUCUACCUCCCCACCGUCCAGAGCUGCUGGAACUACGGGUUCUCGUGCUCCCCCGACGAGCCCCCGCUCCUGGGCCUCUCCAAGACCAGCUCCUUGGAUCCCACCAUUGGCUACGAAAACAAGGCCCUGAUGCUCUGCGAGGGGAGCUUCGUGGCGGACAUCGCCGCCUUCAAGGACACGAAGGCCCUGAUCCCCAGUGCCCUGGGCACCAACAGCUCCCGGAGUGCCGCCUUCUUCCCCUGCCCGGCGGGGUUCUUCAGCAGCUUCCAAGCCGUCAUCCGCCCCUUCUACCUGACCAACUCUUCCGGUGUGGACUAGACCCAAGCCUGGGGUCCCUCCCCUGAUCCCCGAGCUGUGCCUUCUGCGUCCUAUGCCGCCUCUCUGCAGCCACCCCCGACGGCCACCAGAGGGCCCCCUGCUUCCACAGAUCUCUCCCAGCAUAAAGCAAUUACUGGAAGGUUUCAAGGAGCUGCGCCCCACGAGCCAAGAACUCCCACUUCCCACCGCCCUGCUGGUUUGUCAGGGAGCAAAGAGACAUGAGCGCGAGCUUUUGGGUUUCCCACAUGGCCUUCCGCUCUCUCCACCCUCUGCUGUUCCCUGUCUGAGAUCAUUAAAAUUGCACUGUGGGGAGUUCCCAUUGUGGCGCAGCGGAAAUGAA